AUGUCCAAUAAGAAGCAAAGACAAUUUAGCAAGCGUUUAUUUAAUAGUAAGGUAAUGGAUUUUUUAGAAGCAGCUGCUGUUGUUGAGGAGAGGGAGAAGAAUGAAGCUGUUCACAAAGUACAACAGGAGCCAACUGUAGAAGAACCAAGGUUGAAAGGAUUGAGAAGGUGGUUGUUGAAGAAAGGAAGGAAGAAACUCUUGAAGCUUGUUGAAACUGUUUCCGAAUCAGAUGUUUCCAAAGAGAACAAAGAGAAGAGUGAAGAUAACAUAGUGGUUGCUGUUGUUUCUGAAGAGAAGGAAGGAAUUUCUUCCGCACAAGUUAUUAAGCAAGAUUAUGCUGAAGAAAUCCCAUUAUUUGUCGGUUCUUUAGAUAUUAUGAUGCAUUUUAUUGCGCAAGCCUUCUCAUCAUUCCAAAAGAAUAUGAUGAAGGAGAUGAGAGAAGAAAUGCAAAAGAAUAUAAAGGAGAUGAAAGAAGAAAUGCAAGAGCUAAAGAAAGAUAUGAAAAAGGAAAUCAAGGAUGUUAAGAAAGACAUAAAUGACUUGAAAAAGGAGGUCAAGGAUGUUAAGAAAGAUGUGAGUGAGAUAAAGAGGGAUGUUAGGACUGUUAGAAAGAUAUUGAUGAAUUACAGAAAGAUAUGA
This is a messenger RNA of Naegleria gruberi, 639 nucleotides long. RefSeq lists its product as uncharacterized. The record is from RefSeq and is a predicted model, not a curated record. Bases 1 to 639 code for a protein of 212 amino acids. The transcript has a single exon. NCBI's taxonomy places the organism in Eukaryota, Heterolobosea, Eutetramitea, Acrasida, Naegleriidae.